AUGGGUGGCGCUUUUGUUAAGCAUGGUGGUGAUCUUAGAUGGCGAUGGGCUUUCAUCACCAACUUUCCCCUUUGCGCCCUUAGAUAUAUCCUCGCCACUCUCUUUAUACGGCUCAAUGCUGUGUCCCUAAUAACUCUUGCCCAGAAGCUAAAGUCUAUGGACUGGAUUAGCGCUGUGCUUUUCCUAGGCAUGCGAACCCUCACCCCCGUCAUCGUAGGUCUCGCAGGGGUGGUCGUCUUUAUCUUCUUAGCAUUAUAUUACACCUCCUUCUACUGCAUGUCAGCCCGAGGUUCUACGACAACACGUACAGGUAUUAAAACCUUCCCAGCGCUUUUCCUUAUGGUACCCGGCUCCAUCGUCGUCGCUCGUCUGACUACACGCGUGGGUCGUUUCCGAUGUGCUAUCUGGAUCAGAUGGGCGAUGACUACGCUUGGCUGUGGCCUGCUUUUAUUGCUUAACUUGCAUACCAAGUACGUUGUUCUUGCCGCGGCGCUGACAGUCUUUGGAAUUGGUUCUGGGAUGGUGCUCACGAGCGUCAAUGUGGGCAUUCAGGCCAUUUCCAAGGUCGAAAAUUGCUCGAUGGCGGCGAGUAUGUACGGGUUCAUGCGAAGCCUAGGCAUGCCGCUUGGUGUUAAACUGAGUGGUUCCAUUGCGCAUGAUUCGGAGCGAUACAUCCACGUUCUGCGGACCAUGGAGAUCGAUGAUCUGAAGCGGACUGCCAUCCUUGAGUCGUAUCUACACGGCUUCUGGUGUGUAUUUUUUGUCAUGACGAUCUUUUCUGCAAGUGCUCUGUGAGUUUCUCUCUUCAUUAGGAGGUUUGACAUGAACAAGACGCUCCAGAGUAAGUUAUCAACUAGGUCAUGAACAACCGAUAGGGUAUUAGUGGACGGGAUUGUGGCCGCACAUAUUAUGGUGGCAUGAAACUGCUAUUAUAUCCCG
This is a messenger RNA of Lindgomyces ingoldianus, 939 nucleotides long. Its product is annotated as MFS general substrate transporter. Gene Ontology annotation, biological process: transmembrane transport. The record is from RefSeq and is a predicted model, not a curated record. The transcript is spliced from 5 exons. Gene Ontology annotation, molecular function: transmembrane transporter activity. The coding region runs from base 1 to 795 and encodes 264 amino acids. NCBI's taxonomy places the organism in Eukaryota, Fungi, Ascomycota, Dothideomycetes, Pleosporales, Lindgomycetaceae.